This is a messenger RNA of Cuscuta campestris, 1802 nucleotides long. Lineage: Eukaryota; Viridiplantae; Streptophyta; Magnoliopsida; Solanales; Convolvulaceae. The record is from the annotation of a GenBank genome assembly.
AAACAUCUGGAAACUGGAGUAACACAAUCCCUCUCUACGGAGCAGAACUGCAGAAGAUCAAUCGUCUCCUCCGAUCGCCUUCCCGGUGGAGAGCCAUCAGAAUUCAGUAUUGCUAUGGCGAAACCUGCGGUGAGGCGUCACGCACCUGCAAGGGAUCGGAUCAGCCAACUCCCGAUAGAGAUACUCGACCAUAUUAUGGGCCUCUUGCCUGUUCAACAAGCUGCUAAAACUGCAGUUCUGUCCAAGGUUUGGAGAGAUGUGUGGUUCAGUCUCACGCGUUUGUGCUUUGAUCAUGACUUCUUUAGUUACUUCCAUAAAAAAUAUCGGCGGGCUAGCAAAUAUGUCAAGAAAUCUUCAUGUUUGUAUGUAAUCAACAAAGUUCUGUUGCAGCACAAGGGGCGUAUCCGGAAAUUUGUCUUUCUGUAUGGUAAUGCCGGGAAACUUACCGUUAGGUCUCGGUCAUUUGACAUGGAUCAAUGGUUGCUUUUAGUCAUGCGAAAGGGCGUUGAAGAUAUCCACAUUCUUUUUGGAUAUAACGAAUACAAGCUUCCGAGUUUCAUAUUUUCAUGCUCCACACUCAGGACAUUACGCCUUGAUGGGUUGUCUAUUCAACCACAAAAUUCCCCGUGCUCUUUACGGAAUCUUUCCACACUUUGUUUUGCAAAUGUUAAAUUUGUUCCUAGGCAUCUCGCAAACUACACUCUUGAUGUUCCUAAGCUGGAGAAUCUAGUGUUUAAAUACUGUGAGGAUAUGUUUCACUUCAACAUUACUGCUAGAAAACUUUGCAGUUUGAAAGUCGAUUGUUGUCCUGGUAAGGAAGUGGGCAAAUUUCUCCCGGUCAACUUGGACUUGACAUCCAUUUGCACCCUUGAUUUGGACUAUUACACUCUUGAGUACAUUAUUGGCCAAUAUACUACAAAGGAACUCUUGCUACAACUCCCUGCACUAAAUGUGGAACUGCUCAAGCUAUCCGGUUUUUGUUUCCAUGACGAUGCUAGGACUUCUGCAUUUAUAUGCUUGCUUAACAAAUGCCCAAAGCUAUGCAAUCUUGAAAUAAGUUUCACACCUGAGUGGGGAGAGGAUAUCAACAAGUGUGUAGAUGCUGAAUCGAAGCGUUUGAAAAAUCUUCGUAGAGUGCUACAAACACACAAAAUGCUUCUAAUUUUGCAGCUUAGCUCGUUCUCUGGACUGAGGCCCCAAAUGCAUUUCAUUCAAGAGAUGCUUGCCUGUCUUCCCGCACUUGAAAAGUGGGGAGAGGAUAUCAACAAGUGUGUAGAUGCUGAAUCGAAGCGUUUGAAAAAUCUUCGUAGAGUGCUACAAACACACAAAAUGCUUCUAAUUUUGCAGCUUAGCUCGUUCUCUGGACUGAGGCCCCAAAUGCAUUUCAUUCAAGAGAUGCUUGCCUGUCUUCCCGCACUUGAAAAGGUUAUCAUCAGUCGUUCUUAUGGGUUUGAUUGGAGCAAGAAACAUGAAACUUUGGAAGAAAUAUUGCAUUUUCCACGUGCAUCUGCGAAAGCUAAACUCGUCUUCCCAAGUUGAAUCUACCUCUACUAAUUUACUUUUGUUGGUGUGGUUUGUAGUACUUACCGAUAUGCGAAAUGGUAGGAAUGGUAAAUUUUUGCAAGUAUGCCAAUUUUGUAUGAAUGACUUUGACAUGGCCAAUGGAUGGGUUUUGAGACAAAUGCAACGGAAACUUGCUUUUAAGUGAUUUGAUAAUUAGGGGUAAAUAUUGUCAUUUGAGCUUUUUUCUCAAUCGGUUAGUGCGUGUCUAGCUUAGAUGACAAUGAAAGACUGUAAAAGGC